GUCGCCUCCUCUGCCUUCCCCUUGAGUUUGUGGCUCGCUGGCGGCUCCCCGUGAUCAAGAUGCCAGUCAAACGCUACCGCAGGGACCAGAGCGAAGUGUCCUGCUGCCUCAAAUACGUCAUCUUCGGCUUCAACGUCAUCUUUUGGCAACCCCGCCGCCACGAUGUUGCGAUGAUUUGAAUAUGAAUAUCUCCAGUUUUCCGGUAGCCACCGGACAGAGAAGAGUUGAUGGGGCUGAGCAUCUUGGCCAUCGGUGUUUGGGCCUGGACCGAGAAGGACACAUUCAACAACCUGAGCCGCCUCACCAACAUCGCCCUUGACCCGGCAUUUGUCCUCAUUGUCACAGGCCUGAUCACCUUCACCAUCGGCUUCACUGGCUGCGUGGGAGCCCUGAGGGAGAACACCUGCCUGCUUGCCUGUUAUGCCAUCUUCCUUGCCAUCCUUCUGCUGCUGGAGAUGACAGCCGGCAUCCUUGGCUUCAUCUUCAAGGACUGGAUCAAGUCACAGGCCACCAGUGGGUUCCAGGCUUUCAUAGUGCACUACCGGGACGACCCAGACCAACAAAACCUCAUUGACUGGAUACAGGAGAAAUGGCUGGAGUGCUGUGGAAUUGAGGGCCCCAAGGACUGGGACCGCAAUGUGUAUUUCAACUGCUCAUCAGAGGUAGUGGGGUCCCGGGAGGCCUGUGGAGUCCCGUUCUCAUGCUGCAAACAGAAAGCAAAUGAAAUCAUCAAGAACAAACAGUGUGGUUAUGACGUCAGAAAAACCGACUAUCAUGGUGACAGCUCGCUGGUUAUAUACGACCGAGGGUGUCUUCGGGCAGGGGAAGACUGGAUAGAAAGAAACCUGGUGCCUGUUGCAGGAGUGGCAGUGGGGGUGGCUGUGCUGCAGCGGCUGGAUUCAUCACAUAUUUACGAUAAAGGCUGCUUACAAGCGGGCGAAGAGUGGCUAGAGCGAAACCUACUCUUUGUGGCAGGGGUGGCCGUGGGCGUUGCCUUCCUCCAGAUCCUGGGCAUCUGCUUUGCUCAGAACCUGCGCGCCGACAUCUACGCUCAGAAGGCCAAGUGGAACUGACGUUUAGCUCCUGCUGCGGUGUAGUGAUCAGCCGGCCCACACCCCAGGGGGCACCAGCACCGCCAUGCGCACCCUCCACUGUACCUCACCAAUCAAAGCUAAGAGUUGUCAAAGAGUAAAGUAGGACUAUGCUGUGAGACUACUUUGUUGAGUUUUCUUUAGUUUUUUGUCUUAAGCAGAAUCUCAGUCAGGUUGUCAUUAGAUUGAUUCACUGUUUUUAAUGCACGGUAAAGCCUUGUUCUAAUGGAUUCAGGGGACUGAUGUUCAGUAGGCAUUGGAGAAGACCACACUCAGCCAGACAACGUGAGAGUGAAUGAGUGCAGUGCUUCUGUAUCUUGAAUGAAAGUGUCCUGUAAAAACAUGCCAUAGGGUCACACGAGAGAUUGCAAGGCAUUUUGUUUCUGUACCGAUAUGUGUGUAAUUUAAUAUAGGUAGUCUGGUGUGAGUGGUCCGUCUCUUCAAGGUUUUAUUGCUUGUGUAUAUGAUUUAUUAGUGUGUUAUAGUUGUUGAUGCCUCGUCAGCUUACUGUACAUCAAGGUGUUGAAUCCUUGAUGCAGUCAGCUCAUUUAAGUUUGAUGAACUGUAAUUGUGUUAUGGCAGCUUUUCAGCAUGCCAGUUUCUUAUUGAAAUGCUCACUAUCAUGUCAGUUUAUCCUAAUUUGACCUGACAUGAUGAUCAGUCAUGUACAAAUACUUUCUGCAUUAGAUAGAUAUCUGAUUCAGUAGUUAUGACAUUAAUUAGUGUUUAUGUUGUUGUAGCUCUCUGUUUACCAUGGACAUUAUUUUAAUUUUUGUUGAUUCGUUAGGGUUAUGUCUCACUGUGGACAGCAUCAGUCAGGCAUUUUCUUGUCUAUUUGUCCAGUCUCAUCAGCUUGACCUAUCUUUGACUCUAUGACUGUGGAAUCCAAAUAUUUGAAUGGCAUUAUUAAUAAUCUGAUUUGGUGAGAACCUUGGAGGAGGUGAACCCCUGGAGUGUGUUGAGUCUCUGCCUCCUCCUCCCCUUCCCUCUAGUAGCCAGCGUAAAGGGUGAGGGAUGGAGAGGAAGGCAGGGCUCAAGAGAUGCAAUAGAGCUAGUUUGAUAAAACUUUCAAAAGCCACAAUAACUAGGAAAAUGUGGCUCUUAGAAAACACAUACUAAUGCUCAUUGCCGCUGAUCUCAUAGCCUGACAACAGGAGCUAUAUACCGCAGCAGGAACUGAUAUUACCUUUGAUGUAUUGACUUGCCAGUAUUUUUGUCAAUCUUUGUGUAACAAAUGACAGGCAUAUCUGAAUAUCCACCUUCAAUGUGAUGUCACGGCAAGGAUAACCUUCUGGAGUGCAGCCGUUUAUGAUCUAGGAAAAAACUGGAAAUGCGCUUCUGAAGUAGUCAUUUGCAAGUAGAGGAAGGAACUUGAACGAUAUUUCACUCAUUAUGAGGCUAUAUUGAACUUGUGUAGGAUUCAGGAAGGUUUAAAGCUGGUAAAGUUUUUGGUUUAAGUGUAUGAGGAGAAUCACAGUAAUUCACCAGGUAUUGCUAGUGCAAAUAAAAGAUAGACAAAGACUGAUCAAGUUCCAGAAUUUUGAGAUCAUAUAGUCUCAUGAUCUCAGGUGUUAACGCAUAAAGUGAUGGUCAUUUAAAGAAUACUGCUGUGACAGCCAUUUUCUUGACAUGACAAAGUUCAUUAAAUAAGUUUUAUAUAAGACUCAAAUGUUGGUAAUGUGUGUGACAAAUGUAGGCCUUUUGUAUAUUUAUGGUUUGUAGUGAGUUAUGUGGAACUGUGUGUUGCAUUGUAUGUUUUGUAUCAUGAACUUGUGUAUCUUCUUACAAGCUGGUGCAGCUGUUACCAUUGUCCAGUAAACCAGUCUUUCAUGUUUAUUGGUAGAAGGGAGCCCAGGUGUUUUGAGGCCAAAAACAUGAACUUGGGUAAGGGUUCUUGAGUUGCCAUAUUUGCUCCUACUACAAUUUCACCUUACCAUUGUAUUGCCAAGUGUGGAUUCUUUUGAAUUCCAAAAACCUGCUUUGAAAAUAUUCACGACUGGAUUGGCAGGUGUUGUUUGUGUUGUGUAAACUACAUUCCACACAUGAAGUGGUUGUGUUAGCUUGCUGCCGUGUAGGAUAGUACCCCUGCUGAGAAGCCAUUAUCUUGCCAGCCAGGAGACAUGGAUGGGAGGAGAGCCUGCACUUCUUCAUGCUGGUAAUAGUCGAUAGUUUUGCUGCUAGUCCCCAGCCAUGGUUUUAUUUGGCUUGCAUGUAACAAAAUUCUUGGAAAGGGUUUAAGUUUUAUGACUGGUAAUACUUGAAAAAUUAUAAAUAGAUUAGUACUCUGGCUUUUGGUGUUGAUUUACAAGAUUUGCAGUCUAUUAUUAAUGCAAUACCAAAAAUCUGUUUAAUAUAUUUAGUUGUAGUAGGUGUUGUAGCCCUUAGUUUCUCAUUGUAGAUAUGAAGUGUUUUGUAUAUUAGUAGUUGUACUAAGGGCAGACAUCCUACAAUGAGAGCUUUAUAUUGAAGUUUUUAUACCGGGGAGAGGGAUCUGUCUCUCCAUUGUCAUUACUCUUACUAUAGCUUUGUAUCACGAUAAUGUGUUAGGGAAACGUACUCAAGUUUUCAUAUAGUUAUAAUAUAUACAUUCGUCUGUAUAUUGUAGCAGUAAAUGAUGUUUUUAGUAGCCUUGAGAAGAGGGGCACAUCCAGAGGUGAGCCCCAAGUAGGACACCCACCACUACCACCCCUGGGAGGGAGGACCACCUGCCUCACAGACCUUGUAGCUCCUUCACUCUCCAGUCACCUUCAUCCCAUACCUGAACUGUAAGCCGGGAAUCUCAAACUCUAUCACAAUAAUGCAGUAGCCUUCAUGCAUCCGUGUAUAUGUUUAUUUUCAUUGACCUGCCAUGUUCCAAAUUGUGGAUUUUAAGUUUUAUACAAGCAUCUCAUAAUAGGAUUGUUUUGAGAUUUAAAACUGGGAAGCAACUUUCCAGACACUAGUAGGACUGAUGGUGCUAUAGGGAAGGGUGCAGGUGAUUUCAGUAAUAGAGUAAUCCCAAAGGUAUUGGCACAUUAGAGAAGUUGAGUACCACUACAAUAGCCCACCCAGAAUGUCAAGACACAAAGACGGAGGUCAAAGUUUUUCACCCUUCAUUUCAUUACUUUGUGAUAAUCACAUUUAAUUUUUAUUUGGAUGUGUAUUACUUGUACAAUUAAGAGCUAAGUUGUUGCUCGUGCACAAAAUCACGUUAACCAAGGGGUUUUGAAAACAAAUGGGAUGACUGAAACCUUAUUUGAAGUUUAUCAUGUGGAUCUUUUGAAUCAUAACCUUAGGGCAUGAUAGUUCUUAAAACAUAUUUGCAUUUGUGCAUGCUUCACACACACACACACACACACACACACACACACACACACACACACACACACACACUCUACUGCUACUACUACUACUACUACUACUACUACUAUUUCAACUAUUCAAUACAAUAGUAGUUUAUUUUAAAACCAGCAGUAAAUGUCAUCUAUUCAAUAAUUUGCCAUGAAGUUGGCAUUUUCUACUGCCGGACCACCAAAUGCAUAUCUUUACCUGUAACCUGAAUAACUGACAUUAUUUCUUGUAGGUGAAUCACGGUUAAUGUCUAGUAAAAGUGUAGUAAUCAAUAGGAAUUUUCAUAUAACUGUUUUGAUCACGUGGUCAAGUGUGGAAAAUACACAGCCAAGAGCACCAUAGGUAGAGGGGGCUGAGUGGCUCUGUGAUGGCAGUGCUUGGCUUGUGUUACGAGGGUCACUGGUCCAUACUUGUCACAGUAGUUUCAUGACAAGAAAUAAUAUUCUCUUGUAACCCUACCUUGGCUAGGCAGUCUUAGUUGCCUAGCCUUUGAAAUUUUUAAUCUCCUCAGCCGAGGCAAUUUUUGUAACCCCAUUAACUAGAACCCAGUGAUUGUAGCGUCAAAGAAUGCAGUUAAAGCAGAUGCCCUGUUUUCAGAGCUUGGAGUUGUUACACAAUUGUGUGUUUUUAACAGAUGAAUGCCUGUAAUCCUUCCAGAAUUAUCAAAUAACCAUUGCUUAAAAUUAGAUUCACAGAAUUGCCAAGUGGAAUGCAAUUCAACACAAGUGGAGACAUUUUCUUUGUUAAUCCAUGACAUCCUUGUUUGUGUUCAUUAGUUCAUGCCGUUAACCAUACUUAAUGAGUCACUGGAUUGGGUUAUUUACAUUUCCAAAUUCUGUUACAUGUGAUGUUUACAUGCAAACUCAAAUGGCAGAUAACUAACAGGUUACAUAAGGUCAGACAAAUUUUUUUAAACCAACCUUGGGAGUCAUUCUGUGAUGGCAGAUGGGGCAGUUUGCACAAUGGUGAGUGAGGGAGAAGGUAGCCAUUUUAUUUUCCCUUAUUGGUGUCCGCUUGCUAUACUGAAGUGUAAUCUCGCUUCUCCCCCGAACUUUAACAAAUAAAUGAUUAUACAUCUUUGUA
Molecule: messenger RNA, 5504 nt
Organism: Eriocheir sinensis (Chinese mitten crab)
Lineage: Eukaryota; Metazoa; Arthropoda; Malacostraca; Decapoda; Varunidae
Gene: Tsp26A
Product: tetraspanin-17-like
Exons: 11
Coding region: 228-1073 (281 amino acids)
Biological process (GO): protein localization to plasma membrane; protein maturation
Cellular component (GO): membrane
Source: RefSeq, a predicted model, not a curated record